Molecule: messenger RNA, 3445 nt
Organism: Prunus persica (peach)
Lineage: Eukaryota; Viridiplantae; Streptophyta; Magnoliopsida; Rosales; Rosaceae
Product: cyclic nucleotide-gated ion channel 1
Exons: 12
Coding region: 1-2994 (997 amino acids)
Source: RefSeq, a predicted model, not a curated record
AUGGAAGAGAAAGCUGAAGCAACUGUAGUUGCAGACAACUGGAAAGAGAAAGCUGCAAGGCGGUGGAAUUUUCUUUGUGUCCUGCCCAGCAGUAGCUAUGAUCCAAAUUUAAAUGCAGCAAGGUUGAACAACAUAUUUAUAUCAUCAUGUGUGCUUGGCGUUUUACUGGAUCCUUUGUUCCUCUACAUUCCCAUGCUCAACCAAGAUAUCAAGUGUAUGAAGUUGGACAACACCUUAAUGAUUGCAGCUCUUGUCUCACGAUCGUUCACUGAUCUAUUCUAUAUAGGCAGAAUUAUUUUUCAAGUUUGUAGAAUUAUUUUGCAAGUUUGUAGAUUUAAAAACUGCCCAGCUUUUAUGAAUCUAUUUCUUCCGGAAAGUUCCUCCUCCGAGUUAAAUCAAUUAAGGAAUGAAUACUUGCCAAAGUCAAGUAUAGCUAAGAAGAUAUGGCAGUCGUCUAUCAUAGUUGACAUUUUAGCUAUUCUUCCUCUUCCACAGGUGGUAAUUCUCUUUUUCUUUCUGAAAAUGAAGGGAGGAUCUUUUGGGAAGCAUAUUAUGAACAUUCUGAUUAUGGUGCAAUAUGUACCGCGAGUUCUUCGCAUCUAUCUAUCAUGCAAAAAAGCUAAAAAACCAUUCAAAGGACAUAUGGCAUUAUGGGUUAAAGGUUUACUCAAUUUUUUUCUUUACAUUCUGGCUAGUCAUGUAAGUUUCACUUUUAUCAUAAUUUAUUUUAAUUUCAAAACUAAUGUACUUGGAGCUUUUUGGUACUUUUUUGCCGUGCAGCGACUAAUAAGUUGUUGGGAACAUGCAUGCCGAUAUGAAAAUGGAUGUGGCAGUAGUACUUUUGACUGUCAUGAUCACCAUACGUUGAGAAAUAUUACUGUGCUAAAUGAUUUAUGCCCUAUAAAUCCACAAAAUUCAACUCUCUUUGAUUUUGGCAUAUAUCUAAAUAUCCUUCAGUCAGGUGUUUUGUGGUCAACAAACUAUCCCCUGAAGUAUUUGAACAGUUUUUGUUGGGGCCUGCGAAAUUUGAGUUCUCUUGCUUCAAAUCUCCAGCCGAGUUUCAAUACAUGGGAAAUCCUCUUUGUGGCUUUUAUAUCUAUAAUCGGCUUGCUACUAUUUGUAUAUCUCAUUGGAAAUUUACAGACCUAUGUGCAGUUAGAUACUGAAAGGUUAGAGUCGCACAGACGCAAGAUGAAAAUUGAAAUGAAGAUGAAAGUAAAAGGCCAAGAAGUAGAAUCAUGGUUAUCUAAAAAUGGCAUCCCCCUGCAUAAUAUGCGGGUGAUCAUGGAAAAGGUACGACAAGAACUUGAAGAAAACUGGGAUAUUGAUGUGGUUCAGGAAAUCCUCUCUGUUCUUACCCCCAAAUAUAUCAAAAGUUGCACCCCGUUCAGAAGGCUGCAGAAGGUGCCACUACUUAAAGACAUGGACGAAGGAGUUUUGAGAGAAAUCUCUGAGAAGCUUAAGCCCAAGAAGUAUACUCCUGAACAAAUCAUUAUUAAGAAGGAUCAAACACUUGAAAUGAUGCUUUUCAUCGUGGACGGACGUGUAACCAUUGAAAAGGAAAAUUCUCAGUUGCAAUUAGGCGCAGGAGAUCUUUAUGGAGAGGAACUUCUAGUUUCGCCAUUGUGGACCUCCUCUGGUGAUGCAAAACCCAUAAACGAGUCUGUUCGGGCCAUUGAUGAUGUUCAAGCCCUUGUAAUCUCCGCCACAGACAUGGCGACCUUGGGCUUUAGUUCCAGGCGGUCUAUCAACGAGUUGCGCAUGGUGGUAACUAUUCUUCAGAAAGUGCCAAAACUUGAAACUAUGGAUAAACAAGUAUUGAAAGCAAUGUCUCAUCAUCUUUCUCUGGUUAGCUAUAAACACGACGAUUAUAUUGUUCGAGAGAACCAACCAGUUAGUAUGAUGUUCUUCGUCACGAGGGGAGAGGUAACAAAAAAUGAGAACCCUUUCGAAGAAAAUUUUAUUGGAGAAGAACUUCUUGAGUGGGUACUGGAUAAGUCUUUUCCUACCAUAUUACCCUUGUCGACCUGCACUGUUAGAGUAGUCUCAAAUGAUGCUGAAGUCCUCGUUUUGAAGGCCAGGAUGUUGAAGAUUGUAGUCUCUAAGUUCAUGAAGCAUUUCAGCGAUUUCGCCUCUCCCUCAGAUAUCCGGUUGACGUGGCUAAAAAAAGUGGAAAUCUUUCAAAACAUGGAGGAACAAGUGUUGGAAGCAAUCUUGCAGUGUCUUAAGCCCAUGAACUUCAAUGUUGCCAAGCGCCAUAUUCUUCAAGAGAAAAAACCACUUAAAAUGAUGUUCUUCGUCAUCCGAGGAGUUGUAUUAAUUGAAAAUGAUAGUUCUAUGGACGUGAACAUUAAAAAAACAUGUGAAAUAGGAAGUUUCUAUGGAGAAGAACUUGUACACUGGGUUACAACUUGGGUAUCACACAAGUCCCUUCCUCCCAAACUACCUUUAUCACCUUGUUCUGCGCUAUGCGGCGUGCUUGGUGGUCCUGUUGAAAUCCUUGCUCUCAAAGCGGACGACUUGAAGAGUGUAGUCUCUGAAUUCAGGUCGAAAUUCAGCAUGGAAACGGCCCUCCCCACAGAUUCUGAUCAGCCUCGGGACCCGUUGACCAUCCUAAAGAAUGUGGAAAGCCUUGAGACUAUGGAUGAGGAAGUGUUGAAAGAAAUAUGCAAGCAUCUUACCCAAAAAACAUAUAAAGAUGAGUACAUUAUUCUAAAGGAUAAACAAAUGGAAAUGAUGUUUUUCAUCGUCAGCGGAGUUGUGUCAGUGACAAACGAGAGCUCGAAACAUUACCGCAGAGAAGGAGAACAUCCAAAUCACAGUGGAGAUGAGCUUAUACAACAUUGGAUGCGAUCUAAAAGUACGGAUGCUAACGUUCCUGCCGAAUUGCCCCCCUCUCCUUUUAGUUUUUGGGCCAUCGGUGAAGUUGAAGUUCAGAUUCUUAAGGCCGAAGACUUGGCAAGGGUUCAGCUUGGUGAUCGAAUUGGUUCUUGAAGAAGUGGCAAGGAAGACUGAUGGCACGAUUACUUGUCCAAGGACAGGUUUGGUUUGCAAUUAAACAAAUCUGGUGAAGACAUGCGUGUGUAUAUAUUUUUGUGUGUGUGUGAUCAAGUGAAACUUAAGCUCGCUGCGGGUCAACUCACAAUUGUGCCAAAUCCCAAAACUUUGAGCCAAGCUGGACCCGUCCCGGCCCAUGAUGAUCCCAGAGUCUGGAAGCCAAAAACUUUCCAGAGCCUAGAUCUAGUCUCGACGCUUGCUAGGUUUAACAUAUUUUAUUAAAGCCCGGAAUUGAAAAUGCUUUUCAUGAGAACUAGCAAGCACUGCAAUUUGCCAAAAUUAAAUUUGCUUUGUCUUGGGAGACGAACGAAUCUAGUCAACAAGACUUGGUGGGGACAUGACCAGAUUCUAUUCUCAAUGCUAAAAUAACAUUUUUUUAUUUAUCCAA